This is a messenger RNA of Solenopsis invicta (red fire ant), 3015 nucleotides long. RefSeq lists its product as uncharacterized. The transcript has 12 exons. Gene Ontology annotation, biological process: positive regulation of actin filament bundle assembly. Lineage: Eukaryota; Metazoa; Arthropoda; Insecta; Hymenoptera; Formicidae. The record is from RefSeq and is a predicted model, not a curated record. Gene Ontology annotation, molecular function: actin binding. The coding region runs from base 348 to 2660 and encodes 770 amino acids. Gene Ontology annotation, cellular component: nucleus; Z disc; actin cytoskeleton.
AACCGGCCCGGUAGUCGUUGCAGGCUUCUUGAGCGUUGCAGCGGCGGUGGCGGUGGUAGCAGCGGCAGUGACUCCUUCUGGUACCGCUGCCUCUGGUUACGCUGUUGCGUCUGAACGGCCGGUGCGUGCCAGGGAGAGUUUUGCAAGAUGCGAGAUUCGCCUCCCGCGACGAGGGAGCCCUCGUCGUCGAGUUUAGGUGGACUCUGACCACCUUCGGCAAAGUGUGCAAGCCAGGGUGUCGCGCAUUACGUAAAGCCGUGGGAAAAAUUAAUCGCGGGGUAAAGAAGCAAAACAAAGUGUAGGCGAAGAAGGGAGACGACCCACUUUCUGUGUGCGUGCACGUCGCGAUGAGGAGAGCAUCGUUUGAUAAACCCGUCAACGCCAAGCGCAACGUUUUGAGCAACACCUCGUACGGGUUCACAAGUACCAAGGAUGCGGAGUACAAGUGCAGCGUGAAAUACAGCGGCGAACUACAGGAGAAGAAUUAUCUGCAACGUAGCGUAUCGGCGGAUAAUGUUGUAAUACGUUCACGCGGUUAUAAGCCGUCCGACAGACACGAUCCGGUUAAAAGAAAUUUUCUGGAGAACCUUACUUCAAAAAUAUUGCACUUCGGCAUGGAAGGCAGCGAGACUACCCCGAUUAAUUUGCAAAAGCUACUCACUCCAGCAUCAGACUCUCAAGAGCUACUACAUUCAAAAAAUAAAAAAAUGUUUGCAUCCUCAUACUUUUACGCACCAACGCAUCCCACCGUCGAAGAUCAAGUCGAGCUUGCACGUCGAAUUUCGCAUUCGCUCAGCGAUGUGAAAAAUGUGAAGAGCAAAGGACAGACUAUGUACGUGAAUAGAAAAAAGCGAUCUGUUAAAUGGAUCCAUGACGGCAACGGUAUCGAAGACGAAGAAGAAUCGACUAUGACGAUUCAUAAGGAAAAACUACCCCUUAAAUGCGUGAUGAAUCCAUGCGGGAAAGUGCUCGAUAUUCAUGGCAUUCAGGCGUUAGGCGAAGAGGUCAAUAUUGCGUCGGUACCGAAAAAUCCCGAGAAGCUCUUCGAUAUUGUUCGCGACUUGAAUAAUCAAAAAGGACGCGGUGCUGAGAUAUUUGCGAAACGUAGGAAAAGAUCGGAAAAGUGGGUAGUAGACCAAGAACAGCCACAAACACCCACUACUCCUGUCACACCAAAGACACCAACAUAUCCAGAAAAAUUAGAAAUUAACGGUAACACAAAUUUCAUGACGUCUUCGUUGCUGACACCUCGCACGCCGGUUUCGAGCAAUGACAAACAAUUUUAUAAUCCUUUUACAGUGGACAUUUCCCUUGACAACGCGAAUACCCCGAUAACAGACAGACAUUGUAACGCUAACCGAUGCAGCCAUUCGAGCGAGAUAAAAAAGAUUUAUCUGCGGGAAAUUGCGGUGGGCACAGAUUCCGAUUUUCCCCCCGAUCAUUCGCAAUCGCCCAUUGUCGAAAAAUCUCGUCGUAUCGUUUUCGAAUCUACUAACAAUCGACGCACUAACAUGGCCAAUAAUCGCGCUGUUGCAAGUAACAAUAACAGAUACGUUAACAACAACAAUUAUCAGCCUCCGAGAAAAUCUGACGUAUGCAAUGCGCGGGGCUACAACGGCAGAGACAUGAGAAUUCAACAGCGUUUCGACAACAAGUACAACGAUAACAUGAUUGACAAGAUUGGAAAUAAGCAACAGAAUGAUCGACAGAUGCAGAAUGACGAUGAGGAAAACGGAUACACUCCCGUACCAGUGAAGCAACUGAUACAAGAAUUCGAGAAAACCUGUAGACCAGUUUUGCAAUAUAAACAGAUCAGUCCAAAGAUCAUUCCAAUCGUACAGCAGUGUCCGUUGGAUAAUGACAUAGCACGUUUCUUCGAGACGAAAAGUUCUGUCAAGUAUAACAACGAGGACGGAUACGCACGUGCACGCGGAAAUUACGAAGGAUCCGCAAAACUGCAAUCCCAAUGCAACAACCGAUUGUACGACACACGCGGAAGUUACGAAAGAAAAUUGCAGUCCCAAUGCAACAGCCAAUUGUGCAAUGCACGCGACAGCUACGAAGGAUCGACGAAACUACAGUCUCGAUGCAACGGCUACGUUUCCACUGACGAGAGCGAAUAUACGACGGAUGACACCGACUCCGAAGAUUAUCAGAACGAGGCAGAAUCCAUCGAACGCGGCAAUUCUGCGCCGUCCGCCCUGUUGAACUGCUGCGACAGCAGCGAGUAUUCGAUUGCAUUCGAGGAUGAGUACUCGGGUACUCGGCGUCAUUCGACCACCUCACAGGAAUUGGAGGCUCUUUAUGCCAACAGCACGGAUCCGAGAUUCGUCAAUACGGAGGCUGAGAUGCCUCCCGAAGCGAAAUCGCUGAUGCUCUCGAUGAUCGCUUCGCAGGAGGAUAUACUCGAAACUAAGAAACAUCUGCGUAACACACCGGUCUUGGAUAAUCUUUUAGGCACCACUACGCCAGAAUGCAAAAUUGACCCCGAUUUAGGAAACAAACUGUACGAGAAGGACAAUUAUACUGGACCGAAAUUGGCCAGCCUUCACAAUCUGACAAAUUACAAUACAGCGCCGCGUGGAUGGAAUCAAUCAUUCACAGUCUAUCGGCCUAUUAAAUUCGAGAAACCGCAGGAGAUUAUGUAUUCUGAUUUUUAAGGAUACUACGAUAAAUUUUAUAAUUACAACCCUUUUACACAUAAGGUGACUGAAAGAUUAAUCAUAAAUCUAAUUUCUCCGAGACAUUGACGACAGAACUAUUGGAAUAUGCUUUUCGCAUUCAUUUUCGCCAGUACUAUGAUUUAAAUUAAUAACUUAUGGAUCAGUCAAAUAUCUUGACCACGACGUACAGCGAUAUGACCGCGCUAUGCGCGCGAUAUGUUUGAAGUUUUGCUUUGGUGUACCUCUACCUCUUCAAUCCCUCAUUGAGAUAUUUAACGUUGUUCCUGCUUUGACAGUGUUACUGCAUUUUACUUUAUUAUAUAUUAUGCAAAUAAAUAUGUUGUUUUCCUAA